This is a messenger RNA of Durusdinium trenchii, 997 nucleotides long. The record is from the annotation of a GenBank genome assembly. Lineage: Eukaryota; Dinophyceae; Suessiales; Symbiodiniaceae.
CUGAACACAUUGUUUCAUGGUAACAUCCGUUGGCCAAGAAUGGACACAGCAUCUUGGACCUCCGAUCGGAUCCCAUCUCUCCGCCUGUUUCAGGCCACGAAGAACGAUGGGGCCAAUGGACACGAGUCGCCCUUCCCGUUUCGGACGUUGGCUCAAACAGCCGCGCUUUGGACGACCCCGCUCGUUGUUGCAUCAGUUUCGCUGGGUCGGUCUAACCGGUCCGUUUGUUCCCAUGGGCAGUGUUCUCGGAUGUCACUGCAGCGAUGAGGCUGAUCAGACCACUGAAGCCACGGCCGAAAACGACGUGGUGCCCAUCAGCACGGUGCCAGCGCCCAACCCGGGCAAGGAGACGGCUCCGGCCAAGACCCCCUCCAAGGAGACCAGUGGCAAGAAUCGCAUGCAAGAUGCACAGAAGAAGCUCCAGACCUGUGCCCGGGCUCUACGAAAUCGCAUGGCGAAAGAGCAGUCUGAUGUUUGGAAGAAGGCAGAGGCGGAGUUCAAUGUGCAGAAGAUGAUUUGGCAAAGCUUGAGUUUGCAACGUGGUGAGAAGCAUCAGGGCACCGCUGCGAUGAUACAAUCCAAGUUGGAGUUUGCUGUGCAGAGCCACACAAGCAACUUGCCGGCCGCCGUGGAAGCCUUGGACGUGUGCUUGGAGAAGAACCAAGGUCAUGAUCUGUUGGGUGCAGCUAUGGUGGAAUCCAUUGAGGCCAUUAAGACGGCGGCGGUGCAUGCGGACGCGCGCGCGGAGCUCGCCAACCUGCUGGAAAAGGCGGCAGAAGAACUUGCUGUCGGCCAGUGCUCCAAGAAGGGUGCUGACACGCUGAUGCAGCUGCUGGGAGACUCUGGCAUUCAGGAGCCCAAACUCGAAGCUGCGAUCAAGUCAGCUUGGACCUUCGCCUACGGCGAAUAGACACCGGCGGCGCCUACCGCGAUCGAAUCUGAAACGCUUCGGCUUGCUUUUUUCAAUUAAGCUGGUGGCCCCGGAGACUGGAAUGGU